GGUGGAGAUGGUGGAGGUGGCAGCAGCGGCAGCAGCAGCAACAGCGGGGAACCAGCGGCCGGACCCGCGGCGCAGGCGGGCAGCGCUCACCUUCCUCACCAACAUCUCGCUGGACGGGCGGCUGCCGCGGGGGGACAACACCGCCAAUAAUGCCGGGGAUCCAGCCAGCCCUCGCCGCCUUCCCCCCUCCCCCUCCUCGCCAGCCCCAGAUCCAACCCCAACCUCAACCCCAACCCCAGCCCCAGCCCCAGCCCGACAAGGGGACGAAGCAGCCAACGCCGCCGCCCAGCGCUCACUGCAACCCGGCAUCGGCAGCGGCAGCAGCAGCAGCAGCGUCUCCUGGACGAGCAGCGGCGGCAGAGCAAGAAUCAACUCGUUCACUCCGGGAAUCCUCCCCGCCGGCUACCUCAGGCAAGCGUCAGCCCCCAACUACUGCCUGGAGCUGGCGGAGACGGGCAGUACCAUGGACUUGCAGAGAUCCAGACGCCGCUUGAUGUCGCAACGAUCUUCGUUGGAAACUCUGGAAGACAUCGAGGAAAAUGCUCCACUGCGGAGGUGCAGAACGCUGUCUGGUUCUCCUCAACCAAAAAGCUUUAGGAAGAUUCACUUCAUCAAAAGUAUGCGUCAAUAUGACACCAGAAACGGCAGGGUAGUGCUGAUCAGUGGCAAGAGGUCCUUUUGCUCUGUGUUCUCAGUCAUGCCCUAUCAGGACAGCGGCCAGGCUGGGGACGUGAAGCUGGAGAGUGGGCGACAGAGACACCCUUCAGGAGGAGUUGGUGCCAAGGAGACGCUGAUUGGUCUUGAAGGAGUAGAACUGGGCGCCGAUGGUAAGACUGUUUCCUACACGCAGUUUCUUUAUCCAACGAACGUUCUGGGUGGAAGGAGAAACACUAUUGAUUCCACUGCAUCUUUAGCACAGUUUCGGAAUGCAGGCCAUCGGAAUCUUCCUCUUGGGAGAGCAAACAGCACACAAGGAAGCAUUGAAACAGGCAAUGACGUGACAGAGGUUGCUGAAUACAACCCCAACCUGCUCGAUGACCCUCAGUGGCCCUGUGGAAAACACAAGCGUGUCCUCAUCUUCCCUUCCUACAUGACCACGGUGAUUGAGUAUGUAAAACCCUCUGAUCUUAAAAAGGACAUGAAUGAAACCUUCAGAGAAAGGUUCCCGCAUAUCAAACUGACGCUCAGUAAGAUAAGAAGCCUGAAGCGGGAGAUGAGGAAGCUGGCACAGGAGGAAUGUGGUCUGGAGGAGCCCACCGUCGCCAUGUCCUUCGUCUACUUCGAGAAGCUGGCGCUGAAAGGCAAACUCAACAAGCAGAACCGCAAGCUGUGUGCGGGCGCCUGCGUGUUACUGGCGGCCAAAGUGGGAAGCGAUCUACGCAAACAUGAGGUCAAGCAUCUGAUUGAUAAACUGGAGGAAAAGUUCAGACUGAACAGACGUGAACUGAUAGCGUUUGAGUUUCCGGUCCUCGUUGCCCUGGAGUUUGCUCUGCACCUUUCAGAACAGGAGGUGUUGCCACACUACAGAAGACUGACCCAGCACUCGUAGCACAGGCUGAGAGCGGGCCAAGGAAACCUCUCUGAUCAGCACGUGCAGGAACGAACCGCAGAUGCUGGUUCAAACCGAAAAGAGUCGGAGUAACUCAGCGGGACGGGCGGCAUCUCUGGAGAGAAGGAAACGGGCGACGUUUCGGGUCGAGACACUUCUUCUUGCUUAGGGAAU
Molecule: messenger RNA, 1723 nt
Organism: Amblyraja radiata (thorny skate)
Lineage: Eukaryota; Metazoa; Chordata; Chondrichthyes; Rajiformes; Rajidae
Gene: cables1
Product: Cdk5 and Abl enzyme substrate 1
Exons: 10
Coding region: 8-1549 (513 amino acids)
Biological process (GO): regulation of cell cycle; nervous system development
Cellular component (GO): cytosol
Source: RefSeq, a predicted model, not a curated record